AUGGAUUUACCUGUGGAAUGCAAUUGUCAAGACCCGCUACGGAGCUACUGCCAAAUAGUCCGCGCCAAGUAAGUUUGAAGUGAUUUCUUUUUAGAACGGAAAAAAAUUGUAAACCGAAAAUCUAGCGUGGAACUUCAUUUUUGAAGUAGAACUAUGUUCUUCUGUCGAUUUUUCAUUUUUUUUCAGUAAAAAAAGUUUUUUUUUCCAUAAUUUUUUCAAGAAUUGAAGCGAUUUUCAAUAAAAACAUCUUCUAACAGAACAUCUUGAGAAAUGCAUUGAUCGCAAAGAUCCGCGAGAAAUCCCGCGGCUACACGUUCAUGGAAUUCGUCCUGCCGAUGUAUCUUCGGAAUGGCAAGAAUCGGACCUACAGCGAAUUAUUGGAUGUUUGUAUUGAUUUGUGUAAAACCAAAGUAAUUUCCGCAAAAUACAAAAUUAUCUCUGACUCUCUCAAUUUUAGUUACAUUUUUCUUUCUCUGACGGCUAUUUUGCAUUUCGCGGAAUCAAUUUGAACUUGGCAAAAAAAAUUUUUCUCGGAAAAUACUCAAAUUGGUUUUUUUUUUUCGACAAACUUGCUUUUUGAUUGCGAGUAAUGUUAGUAUAACGUUAGACGGUUGUGAUCCUCCAUUUUUAUUUCUAUUCUAUACCGAAUUUCGACAUGCUAAAGAUUUUAUGCCUUUAAUCCUUAAUAAUAGGAAAUGUAUCGCAUAUUUAUAUUAUUAAUAAGUAUAUUUUUUUAGGUGUUUUUGUUAAGCUUAAAGUAUCUAUAUUUCACGAAACUCGGAGUCAAGUUUUUCAAAUAUUGAUUAGCGCAACUCUUGCUUCAGGAGGGCUCAAAAAUGUUUUCUUUUUCUCGAUUUCAGCCUUAUUUCAGUGUCAGCUGUGUUUAUUAGAGGACUUUGCAGUAGAUUUUUGAAAUAAAUGGGAUUCUGAGAACUGUUUCCGUUUUAUUGGUAUCUUCUCGUAGAAACUCAAGUUUUAAAGUUUUUACCCUCCUUCUCCUAAUAAAAAAAAUUGGAGCGAUUCCAGGAAAAAUUCCGUCACGUGGCUCAAAAACCACGACCAAGGAAACACUUCUGCGUCCGCUGUGACAGGAAUUUCGACAGUCCCGGCAAAUUAUUCAUCCACAACCGCCGGGUACAUGGUCAACGGCCGCUCCGGAAAGCCAUUCCGUUUUUCGUCAUCGAAGCGGUCGGAAAGCCCUUCAUCAAGAAGUUAUUUUCAAUCGGAGAUGUUCAAAAUAAACCUUGGCCUUCAGUUACUUUGUGCAGAACGCCUAUGAGACCCACAAAAUCAGACGGGAGGUCGAGAAAGUCACGGACGAUCGCUGGGAAUGGAAGCAGGUUGAGAAAUUGAACAGAGUUUUGUGGCGUGGAAAAAUCGAAGUUUUUGAGAGAAAAAGUGAAUAAUGUUUGACGUAAAAUCCGUAAAACAGGUAGAACUGGAGAACGAGCAAAUUAGGAUACUUGAAAAAAUUAUAAAACUCGUCUGGGUUAAAGAAAAGGUUCCCAAUGAAAACUUUUUUUCUUAAUUUCCUUUAAAAUUAAUUUCUUAUGAACAGGAGAACUGUGGUAAAGAAAAAAAUCAUUUCAAAUAAAGUUUUGAAUGCAUUUUUCUUGAAAUUUUCACUGAAAAUCAUUAUUUUCGAUCUUUUCCGGCUAUAGAAACAAAAAAAUCUCAAGUUUGAAAACUUGAACUCAUUUCUCUUAAGAACUUCAGAGUGGUCUCUAUAGGGGCAACUUCAGGUCUCCUUGGACACUUUACCAACCUCUAAAGGGCCCACUAAAGCUUGCAAAAGUGGCCCUUAUAGGGGACAUUCUAGUCGAUAAGUUCCAUUAACUCUAUGCGAAGAAGCUUUUCCAUGCGAAAAGUUGGAAAAACACCUUUUUGAUUAAAAUUGAACGGCCCUUUAGGGACCACUUAAGCUUUAGAGGCUAAGGGGUCAGAUCCUAAAUCCCUAUAGGGACCACCUUGAUUAUAACCCUAUAGAGACCACUUUUCGGCCUCUAUAGAGGUAAAAUAGGGACUGUUUUUUCCCCUAGUCCCUAUAGGGACCGCUCUAAAAUUCCCAAGCUAUUAUCAGUCUAAAGGCUCGGAAAAUUUUUUUUUUUCUGGAAAAUUAUCUUGACGGGAAAAAGGAGCAAAGAGCCUCGGAUUAAUUUUAACAAAAGUGGGAAUUUUUUUCGAUUCACCUCAGUUUUUCUUCUCAGGAAAGACUGUGCGAGAUCGACGACACCGAGGACGAUUUCCGGGACCGGUACAAGCAUUGGGACGUCGUUGGCCGGAAAACCGAUUCCUGGAUCCUGAGAAGGCCGAUUUCGAGUGUGGAGCACGUUGUCCGCGUCAUUGUGUGUCUUUAUUCCAGAAAUUCCUUGAUAUUUAUUAAAAAAAAGUCCUGGAAAUAUUUGAAACGGAGAAAUCAUUUUUUUGUAGAAAGUGUCUAGAAAUAAUUUGAUUAAAACAUGGAAUUCGCACCAUCGCUUUUAGACCAAUUUAAGCUUUUUUUGUACGAAAAACGAGAGAAUGUCGAAAUUGAAUUGCGUUUCCGAAUAUUCUGGUCCUUCAAAAGAUAUUUUUCUUCAUGUUGUUUGAACUGUCAAAUUAUUCAUUUUUCCGGCUUAUAAAACUUCCUGAUUUGUACAGUUUUCAAGGAGGAGGAUUAAUUUUCAAAUUCUGCCAGAAAUGAAUUUUUUAGAACGGCAAAACCCGGAAGUUCCGCUGCCUGAAGUGCCCGUUCACCUCGCCGUCGUUGGCCGACUUCCAGCCCCACUCUGACCGUCAUGCGCUCUCUUCAUCUCGUCACUGCUCUCAGUGCUCUUUCUCCACUGAAGAUGAAGCCGAGCUUCUAAAGCAUUUGGCUCUUCAUCUACGGUGCAAUCAGAUAAUUGUUCGUUUUUCGAGAAUUCAUUGACAGUUUCUUAUAACUAAAAAUGAGACUAAUUCGCAUGGAAAAUAAGCCUUUUUGGGUUUUUUCUGCUCCGGAAUCGCUUUUCAAUCCAUUAUGCAGAUCGAAUUAACAGUUUUUUUUUCCGAUGAUUCAUCUCCUUUUUUCCACUAAGAGCACCGUGGAAACAUGGUCAAGCUUAUAAAUAGCGGAGGGGAACGUAUAAAAGAAGGAAAAUUUUCUUCCGAUGUCAUUUUUUCAUAUUUUGCUCAUUUUCCUUUAAAAAAACGAAAUUUUGAAAGAUUAUAGUAGUGACAGAGCUGAAAAUUUUCAGGAAAUCAACAUUUUAUCGGUUUUUCGAACUGUUUGAAACUUCGUUAGAUACAGAUUUUUUUAAAAACAGAAACUUGAUUUUUAAUAAAGUUUGAAGUACCGAGUUAAUUUUUCUAAUUUGUCUUAAAUUUGAGAAAAAAAGGUUAUUUGAAAAAAAUGCAAGAAAUAGCUCAAAAUGGUUAUUUUUUUCAAGUACCUUGCUUGUUAGUUGCGACUAACGUUAGUAUUAAGUUAGGCCAUUUUUUAUUUUCAUUCCUAUAUCAAGUUUUUUUAUUUAAAUAUGUUAGUUUUCACCAAGACCCUGUAAAAAGAAGAACUUUUUGAGAGAUUUUUAGUGAUGAAAUUGCUUGAAAUUUUCGAAAAAAAUUACCAUUUUACAGUUUUUUUAACCCUUAGGAAUCUCGUAUGGAGUAGAUUUGAGAGAUAGAUUCUUUGAAAAAUGCAAAAAAAGCUGAAAAUGUUUAUUUUUCUCGAAGGUCCUGAGAAAAAAAAAGUUUUAAAAGAUUUUAGGGAUGAACAUGCUUGAAAAAUUUGAGAAAUUACCAAUUUGCGGGGUUUUAGAACCGUUGGGAACCUCUUUAAGAGCAAAUUUUUUCUAAAAAACAAGAACUUGAUUGUAAUCGAGUUUAAACUACCAGAUUACUUUACAAAAAAAAGAAGAGCCAAGCUUUUUCACACCUCAUUUAGGGUAGGAAGAGAAUAAAUGCUUGUGGGCUUUUGAAUGGGGUCAUGCGCUUCCCAAGAUUUUUUGUUUGGUUUUUUCUUCACCCUGUCACUCACCUCUACUAACACUAGUUGCCGAGAAAAUCCCUAAAAAGGUCAGAAAAAAAUUAGGUAUGAGAAGGAAAAGUAAACAUUUUCAAAGGUCAUCUCUGUUAUGAAAGUUUUUUCCUUUUUUUUUGAUUUUAUUUUUCGGAAUUAUAAAGGUCGCGUUUUAUCUAGAAAACCCUAAAAAGGUACUUUUUUGGUACUCCUCAGACGUAUAGCCGUUUUUUCACGUCUUUAAAAGGAAUAUUUAUUGUUUGAAACUGAUAGAUUUUCGAGAAAAGAAAGCAUAGAAGUAUAUAAAUUAGCUCUUGACCUAGUUAAGCUCGAAAGUUUGACAAGUUAUAGAUUUUUUUCAUUUCUAGUAUGAGAAGCGAAAGCUUGUUCAAUAUUUUUCAUGCUUCUUGCAAUUUUUAGAGAAAAAAUUGCUGCUUUUCCCACAGUUCUAAUGAUCCCAAGCAAAAUUGAAUUAUUUCCAUUAUCCUUGAGGAAAAAAAGAGACCAGUGCUAUAAAGUUUCACUCAAGAAAAGCUUCUGUGUUCAUUUUUUAAUUUUCUGUGUAGACAUAAUAUUUUUGAACCUCUUCCCACUGCUCCAAUGAUCCUAAGCAAAAUUGAAUUGUUUCCAUAAUCCUUGAAGAAAAAAGAGACCAGUACUAUAAAGUUUUCAAGAGAAGCUUCUAUGUUUCUUUUUCAGUUUUCUGUGUAGACAUAAUAUUUUUGAACCUCUUCCACGCAUUUUUGAGACCGUACUACGGCGGCCGGUGGCCGGUAAAUAUUGCGCAGUCAGUUUCGGAGCCAGGAAAUUUUUUUAAUUUUUAUUCUUUCUUCCAAUUUGUUAAGGACCUAUUUCUCAAGGUCACGAGGUAAGUUACGUCACAAAAAGUACACAAGUUUUCAUUCUAUUAUUGAAAAACCUAUCCAAACUACCGUAAUACGACCGGCCACCUCAAACAGGCGUGCUUCCCACUGCUCCAAUGAUCCCAAGCAAGGUUCAAAUCCUCUCCCAAGUUCCCAUAAGCAAAGGACAAGCCCACGGUAACACCCCAUAUCAAACUGACCGGGCUCCCGGACGCUUCUUCGGCUCACACCUUCCGGGGUCAGUUUCUCACCAGGGACACGUGUCAAUCAAGAAGCCGCCGAUGGCCAUACCGAGGUGUGAGAUCCUGUGUGCACGGCGUGCUUUUUUGUGGGCGGUGCUUAGGUCCGUGCCGUCGGGACCCAGAAACUGCGUCCCACCCCCCAGUUAUUGUUGUUUUUGUUGUCUUUUCUGGCCGGUUAGCUCUUUCUUUUCUUAGCUUUCCUGUGUAUCAUUUCCUUUUCCAACUUUUUUCAUCUUCUGAAUUCCUCGUAUAGAGCUCAAAUCAUUACGAGCGGUUCUUAAUGAGGAAAGAAGAGGAGUGACGUCAGAGUUUUUUUUUCUUAGGCUGUCUGGACCCAAUCUUUAUUUUUCUUUUUCUUAAGUUCGUAGAUUAUCGAAAAAGCCUCAUAUUUUCUCUUUUUUCGAUUUUCAACGGAUCCUGAAGUCCUAAGAUUCAAUAUGGCUAAUAGGUUAUGAAAAAAUCUUCAUAUUUUUUCUUUUUUUUCGAUUUUAUGUUGAUUCUGAAGUCCUAAGAAUCUAUACAGCUUAUAGAUUAUCAAAAAAUUCUCUUUUUUUCUCUUUUUUUCCAACUGAUUCUGAAGUCUUAAGGUCCUAGAACACUUAGAGGUUCGUAUUGAAGGUCAGACACUCCUCUGAUUCUCACUUCCCAACUUCGAGACCGUAAAUCAUUUACAAUGACGUUUUUACGGUCUCACAAUUAUUAUAGACACUUCCAUCUUUUUUUCAAAGUGUCUUUUUUCUCUCACGUCAACCUCCUCUUCGUACGUUUCCUCCAGAGUUAAAAAAAAUCAAUUCUCAAAAAUUCUCAUUCUUUAUUCUUGAAUAGUUCUCAAAAAAAAAAAAUCGAUUUUUAUCCGAAUCUCAAUAACACAUAAAAAAUAAUCUUUCUAAGAAAACUAUCCACUUUUUGAGAGAAAAAUAGUCAUUAAUAUUCUCUUAGAAUAGUUGUAUUGAGAAUUGCUUGAAAAAUCAUAUGACAAGCUCUCCUUUCCCUUCCAAAUAGCCUCAUUACCUGUUGCCUAAUGAUGCACACCUGGAUUCGCAUCCUUUUCGCCCUAAUGAGAAUAAUGUUUGAACUGGCUUCAUCAAAAGUUGGUCAUUUUGUGGAGGAUCGUGAAACCUUGGUAACCUACUCUUACGGCGGCUAGGGGAUUGAACUUGGGACCUUUCAGACUAGAAGCGAGAAAAAUCGCACUGCGCUACGCUUUUUGAUCUCAUUUUUCUUGACUUGUAAACAAUAUCUCUUAUAAGGGUUGGAAUUCAGUAAAAAAACUUGUUUUCAAUGAUGAAAUGCUAAAAUUUCAACAUUCUGGGAUAAUUUUUAGUGGCCUCUAUAGGGUUUUUGACGUUUAACUGGAAGGAAUACUGGAUCAAAAACUACUAAAGUGGUCACUAACUAGAGAACCUCUAUAGUGACCACUGUAGAGGUGGGUUUAGUGUCCUCUCCAAGCCUCUAUAGUAGUUGCUAAAAGUUUUCUCAGUCUUUGAUUCCUCUUUCUUUGCCGGAAUCGAACUUCUGACUCUUCUUGCCAGUUCUUACUGCACUGUGACCACUUCCAUUGAUUUAUCAUUUUCCUCCUUUCAAAUCAAAAUUCAAUCACUUUUUUGACUUUUUUUCUCCACAACUUCCUCUAAAAGACUUGAUUUCAUUCCAGCUCUCCUCAAGCCAAAAGCAAACGGUUUUCGGGCCCAAAAAAGCCAUCGUCGGUCAUCGAAUCGGUCGCUUUUUCCAACACAUCUACCUCUGCAACCAGUGUCCCUACGCGUGCUCCUUCUUCUCUCAUCUCCUUCUUCAUUCUCGGUAAGGAAUAUACUAGGGUCAUUUUUAGGUUGCGAAAAAAAAGGAAUCAUUAAAAAAAAACUUUUCAGAAAUCAUCGAGCCAAGGAGUUUGGCGAAAAGUGCACCGAUUGCUCAUUUUCCAGCGAAAUGCCAGGCAAACUGAAGUCCCACUCGAUCCUGCACCAGGCCGUCAAGAAGGUAGAAAAUCAUUGAUUUUCAAAAACGCUUUUACGAUAUCCCUUUGCAGGUGUCAACACGUCGGAACUCUUCCAAGGACUACGGUAGCCAGAAGAGUCGCGUCUCGUCGUCGGACGCCUCCUCGCUCUCUGCGAUCUCUACGCCAUCGCCACCCAACCAGAGUCCGUCGGUCGCAAGGAGAUGGUUCCGUUGCAGGUAUGAAAUUGAGGAAAUAUGAUUAGAGCACAUUGAAGUGUACUAUUGAUUUUGGCAGUCCCAAACGCAGCACCAAAAACAGCACCAGAGUUUUCCAUUCCGAAAAAAGAUGAGAUCAACUCCUUUCAGCUCAAAAAUCAAUAAAAUCGAUAUUUUGAAUUUUCCAGCCGCUGUCCCUUGGAAUCCCACGACUACCAACGGAUUUAUCGACACAAAAAAAUUCAUUCUGGAUCGUCCCGGGUGCUGCCAAUCGACGAGCCAAGGUCAGUUUUGACUUAAGGGGAAAAGUUCAAAAAAUAAAUUUUUUAGGCCCGAGCCGAAAAAGGAAGCUGAACUGCUACCAGAACCGUCUACUGUAGAAGUGGAUACUGUAGAACCAGCUACCGUAGAACCGGCUUCGGUCGAAAACGUCACUGUGGAAGCUGCUACUGUAGAAGAAGCUACUGUAGAAACAGCUACUGUAGAACCAGCUACUGUAGAAGUCGAGGAAGACCCAAGAGGAUUACAACUUUCGGUCUCUGAUGCGAUUCUGAUCGAACAAUAUCGACCACAAUUGGAAAUGGCCGCGUCAGUGGACCCCAAAAUGUCAAUCAGGAAAUUUUUCAACCUGAUCAAUGCCAACGCCCCCUUGGCUCCUCAACAAGUUGAUCCAGCUCCAGCCGCACCAGCUCCAGCUCCAUCUUUCCAAGUUCUUCUGGAAACUGUUGGAGCGGCUACAGUUCCCCCUGCUUCAGCUCAAUCUGCUUCUGCCUCAGGUGCUUCUGCUCCAUUCCAAGUACUUCUGGAAGCCGUUGGAGCGGCUACAGUUCCACCUGGUCCAGCUCCAUCUGCUUCUGCUUCAUGCGCUGCAGCCCCUGUCCAACUUCUUCUGGAAGUCAUCGGAGCGGCUACAGUUCCACCUGCUCCAGCUACAUCUUCUCCAGCUCCAUCUGCUCCAGCUCCAUGCGCUCCAGCCACAUUCAAUUUCCUUCUGGAAGCCAUCGGAGCGGCUACAGUUCCACCUGUUCCAGCUUCAUCUGCUCCAGCUCCCUGCGCUCCAGCCACGAUCAAUUUUCUUCGGGAAGUCGUCGGUGCUGCUACAGUUCCACCUGCUCCAGCUUCAGCCUCAGUUGCUCUAACUCCCAUCCAGUCUCUCUUGCAAGAGACAAGAGCAACUCCAGCUUCAUGUGCUCCUCUUAGAGCAACUCCAGCUUCGUGUGCUCCUCUUAGACAUCCUCUAAGUCGACCUAAUUCACUUCUCCGUGCUAUGCUUGCUUCACCUGUUAAAGAGAAAGCUUCACGGCCACGAGCUAGACGUGCUCCAGCUUCAGCUCCACCUCCGACUCCAGCUCCAGCUCCAGUUUCCACGAAGCCAGCUCAACAAGCAGUCCAAGAAGCUCUUCAAACGCCAAUCUUGACGCCGGAACUGCAUUCCGAAGCAUCGACCUCCAGUACCGAUUCUGGUCCUGGUCAAUGUGCCACGAUUUCUUCUCAAUCUACCCUCGAAAGGUGAGUGGAGAAGAUCAGGAAGAUUACUUCGAAAAUUGUAACUUUAUUUCAAAAAUAUAUUUUCAGGCUCUACCAGUCGAAAUUGGACGAGGCGAAGAAACGAGGCUCAGUUCGGUUCAGCGAGCCGUUGGUGGAAUCCUCUCCGGCGAAGAAACCGGAGGAGGAGCCGAAGAAGACCGGAAGAAGGGCGCGAAAACCCGUGAACGAUGCCGAGAAAGUGGAGAUUCCGGCGAAGGAGAAGAUGAAGACGAGAUCGGCGUCGGGCGUUUCCAAGAGAUCCUAUCCAAAGUCGACGGAGACGCCGGAGUUGCCAGCAAAACGGCCGAAGAUUACAAACGUCACGCCAGCUCCCGCCAGAGCGACGUCAACCCCGAAGACGGCCGUCAAGGCGCCGAAAAUCCAAGAAAUACCCGUCAAAAAGUUCCGAUGCCCCGAGCCGAACUGUCCUCACGAGUAUGAGAAGAAGGCCGAUUAUAAGAAACAUUUGGGGAUGCACAACGCCCAGAUGCCCCUGACCUGCUCCGCCUGCUCUUACAGGUUUGUAUUUUUCCUGGAAAAUGCACUCAUUCUAGACUCUUCCUUGCAUACGGUAAUAUGUUCAUUGAAAAAAGACGGUUUUGUAGGUUUUUCAAUCUUUUGAAAUGUUCUGAAUCCAACUUUCUCAAAGCUAAGUUCUAAAAUAAGAAAUUUUCAGUUGCUUCACAUUGGACGCCUUGCAAGCCCACACAAACCAGCAUCGUGUGGCGGAUAUGAGAAAGGAAAAUGGCGUGAUUCCGUAAGAAAAAAAGCAUUUUUCCUUAAAUGAAUAUACAAUUUUCAGCGUUGAAACGAAGCCGACGACGAGCUCAACUCGCAUCGUCACCAAGCAAAACACCAAGGCCAAGACGUCACUUCCGCCGCCGCCGGCUCCUACUGGAAUCGCGUGCCCUACCGCCGGCUGCAAAUUCGUCGCCGCGACCGGCGACCAAUUCUUGGAGCACAGAAAGACGCAUGUUGUGGUUAGUAUACUGGGAAAUGACUAAAAAAUAAUGACAAAAAUUUAACCUCCUUGACUGGGGUCGAACCUGUGACCCUUUGGACCUUAGACAAGUUCUUUCUUUGCUGCGCUAAAGCUUUAAAAAAGCUAUGAACGUUAAAAUUUUAAGAAAUUUCCCACGUUUUUGAUGUCCUCUUGAUUAGGAUACAACGUUUUGAUCUUUAUCCGUAAUGCUGAGUUUUUUGACUUUCUGCUUUGGAACCGAACUUUCAUCCUCCUAUGCCAUAGACUAGAGUGCUAUCCACUGCGACAGAUUUUUAUUCAGCUUCAAUUUUUGCAGACCAAAUCGGUGCAAAAGUUCAUGCAGCAUUACAAGAUGACGGCCCCGGAAAUCGCCACGAAAUCGGUCGAUAAGUCUUCGGAAUCGACGCCGUCGCCGGCUCUCUCACUUCAUGCCGAUUCCGAUUCGCCGCCGGUUCUCUCGCGGGAAACUGAUUUCGGUCCGGAGGUAAUAGGAGAUGGUUGAAAAUUUGAUGAGAUGGAAGAAUUUUGAAGAUCGCUCCGGAAGUCGGAGUCUCAGGCAAAUCCAGUGCCUUCCACGCGGUCGGAACGACUCCGCCAUCGAGCAUUUUUCCGUCCCCGGUAGCGCCACAGACUGUUUUUCCGCCAAUGAAUCCGUUCGGUAGGUUUUCUCAAGCAUUGUCGUUAAUUAUAGAAGUAUAAGAACCUUAAAAAAACUUAAAAAAUGAAAAAUCCUUUCUCAAAUUUUUCCUCAUUUUUCAGACCAAAUUACUUACAUUCCCACUUUUGCAGCUGCCAAUUUCCCAGCAAUGAUGCCGAACUUGAACGAUCCAUCGGCCUUAACCGUCGCGGUCCCUCAUGCGAACUACAUGCAGAUGUCGAACAUGCAGAUGGAAUACAUCCGCUGGAUGCUCACCAUGCAGCAAAACUUUGCCAACAUGACGGCCAACCAGAACUUCAACAAUGGUGAUUUGCUUUUUUGGUUUGAGAAAGGAUUUGAAAGGGGGCUUGGUUUUGAAAAUUGAAAAGAUUCUAUGAAAACGAGAUGGUUGUUCAGCGAUAGGAGCAUUGAAACACUUUGAAAAUUCUGGCAGUCCCAAAAGCGGCACCAAAAAUUGAUGAUAAUUUUGGCAUACCCAAAAAAUGAUGAAAAUUUGGCAGUCCCAAAAAAUGAUGAAAAUUUGGCAGUCCCAAAAAAAAAACUGAUAAAAAUUUUGGCAGUCCCAAAAGCAGCACCAAAAAAAGUUGAUAAAAUUUUGGCAGUCCCAAAAAAUUUGAUGAAAUAUCUGGCAGUCCCAAAAGCAGCACCAAAAAACUGAUGAAAAUUUUGGCAUACCCAAAACCAGCACCAAAAAUUAAUAAAAAAUUUUGGCAGUCCCAAAAAAAUUGAUGAAAAAUUUGGCAGUCCCAAAAACCAGUACCAAAAAUUAAUAAAAAAUUUUGGCAGCCCCAAAAAGUUUGAUGAAAUUCUGGCAGUCCCAAAAGCAGCACCAAAAAUUUGAUAAAAUUUUGGCAGUCCCAAAAGCAGCACCUCUCCGUCUUUUGGAGCUUCUCUUGAUGGUAUCAAGAAACUUCAAGCUUUUGGAUGAAGAGAGCUUUUUGGUAGCUGUAAUGAUACCUCUCGUUUCUCCGGACUCUCUUCAUACUUCCACCCUCUCAACCUUUUUCUGUAGUCCUUUACUCUUUUUCCGAAAUUUCAAUGAUUAUUUUGCAGGCAAUGCUCUCAGCCUGAUGCCAAUGCCGAUGCCAAUGUUCCCAUUCGGAUUCCCGAUGCUGCCUCCGAGCCAGAACAACCAGCAGAACUGA
Molecule: messenger RNA, 11544 nt
Organism: Caenorhabditis auriculariae
Lineage: Eukaryota; Metazoa; Nematoda; Chromadorea; Rhabditida; Rhabditidae
Source: the annotation of a GenBank genome assembly